AUGGAUGAUGUAAGUGACAUGAUUAUUGUUGAACUCAAGCAAGCAGCAGUGAACCACCUGAGCAGAUAUUAAAAUUAUAUCAGUAAUGAGCCAUUCCAUUUAAUAUACGCACCCCACCCCCUAUUAGGGUAUAAAUAUUUUAGAACCCCCUUGGAUGUGAUAUUUGGAAGUUACCCCAUGGACAUCUUUAUACUCCCUCUAGGAUAUCCCUUGGAUAUCAGUACAACACCUAAUUUUGCUAUUUUUUUGAAAAUUUCUUAAGCUCCCCACUAGGAAAUUUUAAGAUAAAAACCACCCUCCCCCCAUAGGAUUUCCAGACCCCUCAAUAGGGGGGAGGUGCCUAUAUUAAAUGGAAUGGCCCAAUAUUAUAGUAAGGCAAAAUCAUCUAUCAGUCUAUGCCCUUGUUUUGAUACAUUUAAUCAAGUUCAUCUAGUGUAUAAUUAGCACGUUAGUCUGAUUAAUUGAAAUGUCAAAUGACAGGCAUGAUACUUCCCAUUUAAUAUAAUGCAUAUAAUAUAAGGCUUAUUCAUUACAUCUAUUAAAAACGUACCUGGACAGUGGACACUGUACAGUCCCAUUCUUGCGAAAAUAAUAUAAAAUAAAAUACAAUAAGCAACUUUGACUGUAAAAGUGAGUGUAUUUUAAUUCCAUGUUAUCCUGAUGACUAAUCUACAGUUGAAACGUUGAUAUAUAUUUAUAAUCAAAAUGCAAAUAUUCGGAGUUCCAUUAUUUAUUUACUUUGUACCAUCAUACGCCUGGUCACAUGGAAUCAUAACAAAGGCAAAUUCGUCAAAUUUAUAGCUUCCACUUUUGGAUCUCAACUUCCAAUGUUUUUAAAAAUUUGUGUGGGCCAAUGGGCUUUAAUAAAAUCAUAAUGCACUCUUGAUAACGUCUUCUUUGCUAAUUAUGGUCAUAAAAAGUCGUAUAUCGUCAGCUAUAUCUACCAUCGUCAAUAAACUUGAAACUUCCUGGUUUUUUCCUUCUUUUUCUAUUUCCUUCUUAUUUCCUUCAAAUUGUAGAAACUUCCUUUAAAAGGAAAAAUUCCUUCCAAGUGGAAACCCUGAAUUUGAGAUUUAUAUCGCGAAAAAUUUAAAUUACUGAGCAAUAAUUGAGCAUGGAAAAGCGUACCAAUAUAAAAAAAAAGACGAAAUGUAAUAGCGAAAAGCGGGUUUUAACAUGUCGAGUUGUAGAUUGUAGACAAGAAUUACUCGCCAAAAAUUAUCGGCAACACUUAUUAUCUCGCCAUCCUGCAGAAAAUUCACAAGACCUGUUUGCUUUCGGGCAAUCAAAACUAUCUUUCUUCUCUUAUUGUUCUGUUAAUGUCGACAAAAGAGAUGUGGAGAAGUUGAACUGAUAGAUCAACCUAUUGAGAAAGCUUCAAAAUCUCGGCACGAUGUCAAUGUUACAGGAUCAGUGUAUAUUAACACCGAAGAUGACGUCAAAAAAGUUGAGGAAUCGGAUAACCAGAAACUUGAUAUCAUUAUGACUGACCUUCAAGAAGUUAAAAAGAAUUUAUUACUAUUGGUGACAGCUCAAGGAGUGAGUUCCAAAGGCGAAGAUACUAUAGAAACCAAAGCGGUGCAACUGCAACAAAAUGACGAGAGAUUUGAUGAAGAGAUGGAUACUUUGCUUGCAAAAGUUACAUUGGCGAGAUCUAUAGCUGAAAUUGAACAAACUGGGUUUGUCUACGAUUCUAACAAAAACGAACUGCGUUGUUCAGUUUGUGCAAUUCCCCAAGCAAGGCAACCAGCCGCGGAAGAUUUAGCAUCUAUGCAGACUGGUUCAUUAACAGGGAUUUUUGCAUAUGAACAGAAAACUGGCCUGCUAUUUUCGGAAGACGAAAAUCUUCCUGAAGAGUUCAGAAAUCUAAAAAAAACAUUUAAAAAGACACAUCAAAAAAUCUAA
Messenger RNA from Paramuricea clavata, 1905 nucleotides. NCBI's taxonomy places the organism in Eukaryota, Metazoa, Cnidaria, Anthozoa, Malacalcyonacea, Plexauridae. The record is from the annotation of a GenBank genome assembly.